Messenger RNA from Eruca vesicaria subsp. sativa (arugula), 1518 nucleotides. Lineage: Eukaryota; Viridiplantae; Streptophyta; Magnoliopsida; Brassicales; Brassicaceae. The record is from the annotation of a GenBank genome assembly.
AUGAAGGAAUCAUUCAAAGUGUGUUUCUGUUGUGUAAGAAGCUUCAAAGUGAAAACAAGUGAGCCACCCCAAGAAAUCAAAACCCUUUUCGACAACUACUCCGGAGAUGGCAGGAUGUCUGUAGAUGAGAUGCUCAGGUUCGUGAUCCAAGUUCAAGGAGAAAAACACGCUGAUUCAAACUACGUGAAGGAUAUUUUCCAUAGGCUCAAACAUCACGGCGUUUUUCACCCUCGUGGGAUUCAUCUUGAAGGAUUUUACCGUUAUCUCCUCAGCGAUUUCAACUCUCCAUUGCCUCCUUCAGGCGAGGUUAUAAAUAUAUGUUUUACUUUGGAGUGGACGUUAACAAGUACUGAAGAUCUUCAGAAAUGUCUUAACGCUGUAAAGGAGAACGCGUUUGAGGUGUCUGAAUAUCCUGUUGUACUUACUUUAGAAGACCAUUUGCCUCCAGAUCUUCAGAAGAAAGUCGCUAAGAUGGUGAGUAAGACUUUUGGAGGAACAUUGUUUCGAUGUACAGACGAAUAUAAAGAGCGUUUUCCUUCACCAGAAACACUCAAAAACAAGAUUCUGAUCUCAACUAAGCCACCAAAAGAGUAUCUUCAGACCCAAGUCUCUCAAACUUCAACAACAGAUGAAUCCGUAAAAGCUAAAAAAGUUGCAGAUGCAGAAGAACUGAUUCAAGAUGAAGAUGAGGAGUAUGUGGCGAUAGAAUACAGAGACUUGAUCUCAAUUCACGCUGGAAACCGCAAAGGAGGGUUAAAGAACUGCUUGAAUGGUGAUCCUAACCGAGUCAUACGGUUAAGCAUGAGUGAGCAGUGGCUAGAAACUUUGGCCAAAACUCGUGGAUCUGAUUUAGUAAAGUUUACACAGAGGAAUAUUCUUAGGAUAUUUCCCAAGACUACACGUUUUGACUCAUCAAACUAUGAUCCUAUGGUUGGAUGGAUUCAUGGUGCUCAAAUGGUUGCCUUCAAUAUGCAAAGUCAUGGGAGGUUCUUGUGGAUAAUGCAAGGAAUGUUUAAAGCCAAUGGUGGAUGUGGUUAUGUGAAAAAGCCUGAUGUUUUGCUUUCCAAUGGUUCUGGAGGUGAAAAUUUUGACCCUUCCAGUAAAAGUCUACAGAUCAAGACAGUUCUUAAGGUGAAGAUCUACAAUGGAGAAGGAUGGAAUCUGGAUUUUCCUCAAGAUUAUUUUGAUCGAUACUCUCCUCCUGAUUUCUACGCAAGGAUUGGAAUCGCAGGGAUACCUUUAGACACAACAAGUUACAGAACAGAAACAGAUACAGACGAAUGGUUUCCUGUUUGGGAUAAAGAGUUCGAGUUCUCAUUGCGUGUUCCAGAGUUAGCGCUUCUGUGCAUCACAGUCAAAGACUACGACAGUAACACUCAGAACGAUUUCGCUGGCCAAACAUGUCUUCCGUUGUCGGAGAUCAGGCCUGGAAUUCGUGCCGUCCGGCUCCAUGAUCGUGCUGGAGAGGUCUUGAAGCAUGCAAGGCUGCUCGUGCGGUUUGUCUUGGAGCCUCGUUAG